AUGAAGAAGGCUAAGUUGAUGACAUGGAACAUGAGAACACUAAGUGUUCUCACUACAAUGUUGUUGUUUUCUACUGCCAUGAUUCAACUAUUUCUUGUGUCCAAAAGGUUGUGGUUUUGCUAUUACUCCACCGGCACCGACAUCACCGUCGGCGAUACUCUGCCGGAGCUUUCCGACAUGUUGCCGGUCCAAGAACAUUACUCUUCCUCUGCUCUCCUUCCUCCUAAAAGGAUUUAUAAAAGCAAUGGUUACCUUUGGGUUUCUAGCAAUGGAGGUUUGAAUCAAAUGCGAGCUGGGAUUUGCGAUAUGGUUACUAUUGCUCGGUAUCUAAAUUUGACAUUACUCGUUCCACAACUUGAUAAAAGAUCAUUCUGGGCAGAUUCCAGUGAUUUUGAAGAUAUUUUUAAUGUUCAACACUUCAUUGAUUCUUUGAGAGACGAAGUCAAGAUCAUAAAAUCACUUCCACAAAAGUUCAGUGAGAAAGUUCGCACCAAUUUGUUUUCUAUGUCUCCAAUCAGCUGGUCUAAUGAGAAGUACUACUUAGAAAAGGUUUUACCACUUAUACGGAAGAAUAAAUUAGUUUUUUUCAAUAAAACGGAUUCCCGCCUUGCAAACAACCUUCCAAGUGAGCUCCAAAAAUUACGUUGCCGAGUAAAUUACCAAGCAUUACGCUUCACUCCAGAGAUUGAAGCAUUAGGCAACAAGCUUAUUUCCUUGCUUCGAAAAAGUGGUUUUUUCGUCGUACUCCAUCUUCGAUACGAAAUGGACAUGUUAGCAUUUUCCGGUUGUUUACAAGGAUGCAAUGAUCAAGAAGUCAAGCAACUUACAAAACUAAGAUAUGCAUUUCCAUGGUGGAAAGAGAAAUUUAUAGAUUCAGAGAAAAAAAGAUUGGCAGGGUUAUGCCCACUUACACCGGAGGAAACAGGUCUAAUUUUACAAGCUCUUGGUAUUGAGAAAAAUACUAAGAUUUACAUUGCAGCAGGAAAGAUAUAUGGGGGUGGAAGAAGACUUAGUGCACUCCGAACUGCAUAUCCAAAUCUUGUGAACAAAGAAAUGUUACUUAGUGCUGAUGAACUAAGGCCUUUUAAAAAUCACUCCACAAAAAUGGCGGCAUUGGAUUACCUUGUUUCUAUUGAAAGUGAUGUUUUUAUCCCUACUUAUAAAGGCAAUAUGGCUAAAGUUGUUGAGGGACAUCGCAGAUUUGCCGGAUUUAGGACAACUAUAUCUUUGGACACAAGACAAUUGGUGGAGCUUUUGGAUUUGUACAAAAAUGGAAGCUUAACAUGGUACCAAUUCUCAGAUGCUGUUCAAGAAACACAUAGGAAUAGAGUUGGCCAACCAACCAUAAGAAAUGUUAUUUCAGGGAAUCCCAAAGUUGAGGAUUAUUUUUACACAAAUCCUCAAGAAUGUCUUGCACCCCUUACUUUCUCUGCCUCUAACUCUAAAUUCAUCACCAUCUAA
Dioscorea cayenensis subsp. rotundata (Guinea yam) is the source of this 1461-nucleotide messenger RNA. Its product is annotated as rhamnogalacturonan I rhamnosyltransferase 1-like. NCBI's taxonomy places the organism in Eukaryota, Viridiplantae, Streptophyta, Magnoliopsida, Dioscoreales, Dioscoreaceae. Gene Ontology annotation, cellular component: cytoplasm. The transcript has 8 exons. The record is from RefSeq and is a predicted model, not a curated record. Bases 1 to 1461 code for a protein of 486 amino acids.